This is a messenger RNA of Ciona intestinalis (vase tunicate), 2511 nucleotides long. NCBI's taxonomy places the organism in Eukaryota, Metazoa, Chordata, Ascidiacea, Phlebobranchia, Cionidae. The record is from RefSeq and is a predicted model, not a curated record.
AAUUACUUUAUAUAUUCUGUGUGUUUUAAUUCUUGAUUAAAAUACGAUGGAUGAGACGGAGCCUGGGUUCGGUGUAGCAGAUUACAUAGUUUUCUUCGGAAUGCUAAUAAUGGCAACGGCGAUCGGGGCAUAUUACGCUUUUAAAGAUAGAAACAAGAAAACGGUUGAGAAUUAUUACUUUGGCAAUAAAAGAAUGUCACCGAUCCCAGUGGCACUAUCCCUCUCUGUGACUUUCAUAUCCUCAAUAACUGUUCUUGGUUAUCCGGCUUACGCCUAUCUUAUGGGAACAGUGGUGUUUUGGUUCAGUGCUGCCACUUUGGUACAGAUUUUUGGUGCUUGCUUUUAUUACAUACCGCUGUUCCACAGACUUCAAUUGCCUUCCGUGUACGAGCUUUUAGAAAUCCGAUUUCACCGAAGUGUUCGACUUUUCGCUUCAUCCCUUGUUAUAUUUAAUACGGUUACUCAUAUGGCCUUCACAUUAUACGUGACUUCACUUGCCUUAACAUCUGUAAGCCCAAUCAGUUUAGCGGUUAGCAUUCUACUCACUUCAGGAAUCUGCACAUUAUAUACAACUAUUGGCGGCAUGAAAGCUGUGAUAUGGACCGACACAUUGCAAGCAUUCAUCAUGGUAUCUGGUUCCAUGGCUGUAUUUAUAAAGAUCGCUAUUUUACUUGGAGGAACUGAUAAGAUUUGGGAAGCAGUUGAAAGAGGACAUAGAAACACUGUUUGGGACUUCAACCCGGACCCGACCCUUGUCCAUACAUUUUGGACGAUAAUGGUUGGUGUAGGGAUAUCUUGGUCAACAGCUGGUUGCUGUAACCAAGCUUUUGUUCAACGUUAUCAAACUUGUGAGAGCGUUCGCGAUGCAAGAAUAGCAUCUAUCUUGUCCGGGAUCCCGAUGUCACUCCUGCUUUUCAUAGCAGCAUUAAACGGUUGUGCGAUGUAUGCUUACUAUGAAGGGUGCGAUCCUUUGACAGCUGGGAAAAUAAUCAAAAUUGAUCAGACUGUCCCUUACCUGGUGUUGCAAAUCUUUGCAGAGUUGCCUGGAAUGGCGGGGCUGUUCGUUUCAGCUGCUUACAGCGGCAUGCUAAGUACUGUAUCUUCUGGCAUCAACGCCGUAUCCGGACUCGUACUUGCUGACUUUCUCCUGCCUUGCUUCCCCAGAUUAAGAGAGAAAACACAACUUAACAUUAGCAAAUUACUUGGUUUCGUGGUAGGUGGAAUCGUCACCACUUUAGCUUUCCUAACAGAAGCAAUCGGGUCAACCAUAAUACAGCUCGCUGUGACCGCCGGGGGUGCUUUUAGCGGCCCUUUACUUGGGGUUUAUACAAUGGCCAUAUUUUUUCCGUGGAUUAACGCGCUGGGCGCUAUAUUUGGUAUGACAAUUGGCUUCGGCUUCUCAAUGUGGGUUACUAUCGCUGGUACAAUGUACCAAGAUCCAACAAAAAAGCGAGUGUUGCCACUUAAUGCAGAUCAGUGUAUGGUUGCCACAACUAACGACUGGUUGGGCAACACUACAAAUCUGAACUCCAGCUACAUACAAUAUGCCACAAUGAGUUAUCCAUACACAACUAUGGAUUUCAACGAUGAGGUUGCUGCUGAUUCAUCAAGACCGUACUUGGCUGAUUCAUUGUACUCCAUCUCAUAUCUAUAUCUUGGAGCUCUGGGUUUAGUUGCUACUCUUGUAACAGGACUUCUGGUUUCUUGUAUAACAGGUUUCAAAAAUCCGAAGAUGAGUGAUCCUCGAUAUUUUGUUCCAUUUAUUGAAAGCAAAUACCUUCCUGAGAAAGUAAACAAGUUCUUUCGCUUUGGUGUCCCUGAGUUAGAUUUUGACAAGAAGCCAGCCAUGUUAUCUAAUGGUGGAACCAACGAAAAACUCAUAAAUUUCUUGGAAAUAGCAAAAAUAAACAGAACUUCUGACGCUGAAUUGACGGAUGGGUUAGACGUAGCAACAGUUUAACUUUUAUAUUUUUUAAAUAUCCAAAAAAUCUGUAAUAUAGUACGGUGGGAAAGAUGUGACACCUUUUCUUUUUGAUUUCUGGUCCCAUUUGAUAGUAAACAGAUAACAUUCAAAAAAUUACAAAACCUUAUUCCCACGACUCUUAUACCGUUGUUCAUUGCUUAAAACAUAAUCCUAAUAUUUAGAUAUUAUGUGCUAGAGGUGUUCCAUCUUACCCCACAGUACUAAAUAGUAGUUUGGGUAAGUUGGUUCAUGUUUUCAUCAUUUUUCGUCAUUUCAUUUAGUAGCAGAAUCAUAUAUCCGUAAUCCUCGUGACCCUGAAAGAUUGCUGUUAAUUAUUAAAAAAGCGAUUAUAAAAUUUGGAGUAUUAUGUGUUUGGGGUACUCAUGUUACCCCGCAGUAAUAAAUGGUCUGACUAAAUUGUAUUACAUCAAUAUGUGCAGUUCCGUAUGUCAAUGAUAUAAUCAGUAGUGGAGUUAUAUACUUCUAAGAUUACGAAAAAUUUCACCUUCUGUUUUAACCCGUUUAAAUGAAAUACAUUUUCAGUAUUA